AUGCCUCCGCCCGCAGCCCUCUCCGCGGGCGGGAAGCAUCCACACCAUUAUGGCAGCGACUGCGAUGGCGACCACAGUGAUCCCAAGUGGGAGAAGGUGCUCUGGCGCAGGCAGCCUUUCCCCGACAACUACGUACCGCCUUCCUUCCUCGCCGAACUAGACGAGCUGCCACAGCGUCCGAGGCCUAAACUUGUCCCGCUGAUUCUGGCUACGCUGCCCGUGUCGCAGCACCUGGCUGUCAUCACGCUCUUCCUGGCCAUCUUCUACGGUAUGCUUGUUGGCAGCUUUGGCGCCGAGGAGGUUGGGUGGGCUUGCGCCUUUAUGGGGUUGGUCGCGUAUGGACUGUGGAGAGUCGGUUGGGAGGUUGCGCACAAGGAGAACAUUGGACCCCUCCUCCCCGCAACUUCGGCUAUCCGACCACUUCUCCUCCCUCCCCUCCUUCUAGGCCUCCUUGCACCUGUCCUUGGAACCCUAACUUCCGCCACGACGAGCGACUCCAUUUGGCCGCUCGCAGGCCUCCUCUUCUUCGUCCACCUCCUCCUGACCGACUUCCGCACCGGUCCCGACAGGCGGCGCAAGCGUCGUCGCCUCCUCAGGCGGAGGAGCAGUAGCGGCUCACACACUGACGAGCCAGUCGAGGAGAAGAGCCUGACGUCCUCCCUUUCACUCACAUCUGCGCUAUCUGCGUCGGUGGUGCUCGCCUCCCGCCUUCCGUCGACGGGGCACGUCUUCUCCCUCGUCAUGCUCGCGGCGGGACUCUUCGCUGGCUGGCCUAAUCUGGCCAAGGGCGUGCGGGAAGCGGGCCCAGUCUUCUCCGUCGCGCUGACGUUCUCGAUGAUCUGGCUAUCGUCGUCACUCCUCCCGCCGCCCAGACACGCCGCCUUCCUCGGACCCAUCCCACUGCCUAGCGGCGCGACCCGCGUCUUCUUCGCGGUACUGCUACUCGUCAACGUCGGCGGGCCGCUUAUGUUCUGGUGGGGUUGGCGGUGGAAGCGGCGGUUGGGCGGCAAUUGGGAUGUUGCAGUAGUUCGCGUGCGCACACGGGCAGCCUACAGUUGA
Messenger RNA from Cutaneotrichosporon cavernicola, 1059 nucleotides. RefSeq lists its product as uncharacterized. Gene Ontology annotation, cellular component: glycosylphosphatidylinositol-N-acetylglucosaminyltransferase (GPI-GnT) complex; membrane. The transcript is spliced from 5 exons. The coding region runs from base 1 to 1059 and encodes 352 amino acids. Lineage: Eukaryota; Fungi; Basidiomycota; Tremellomycetes; Trichosporonales; Trichosporonaceae. Gene Ontology annotation, biological process: GPI anchor biosynthetic process. The record is from RefSeq and is a predicted model, not a curated record.